AUGAAGAUGCAGAAGGAAGGCAACAUGGAGGAGCAGAUCCAGGAGCUGAAGACCACCACCCGGCUGCAGGAGCAGUGUCAGGCGCUCCAGAUCCAGGCGGUGAAGGAAAAGACGGUCCAGAACAAGGCGACGCUGGCCCUCCUGCGCAGCAACAUCCGGCGGGGUGCCCAAGACUGGGCUUUGGCCAAGAAGCUGGACCAGUGGACCAUCUGCAAGGCCUGCGGGAUGGACGUGCCCGUGAGGCUGGCGCACGGCCGCAGCACCAUGGAGGAGGCGCGGGAGAGACUGCGCAAGUAUGUCUUCGACCGCGUUAAGGUGCACAACGCGCUGAUCCACCUGGUGCGGCGGCGCGGGGAGAAGCUGGAGAGCCUGCAGCUGGAGCUCGCCGGCCUGCUGGGCCAGCCCGACGCCACCAAGGAGGAGCUGCGGCUGCGGCAGGUCAUCCGCCAGCUGGAGAACAGCAUCGAAAAGACGACGAUCAAGAUCACCACGAGCCAGAAUAUCCGCCUGCUGUACGCGAACCUGCUGGACUACCUGAAGAAAGAGCUGGCAGAAUACCCUAUUCAGCUGGACAAGCUGCAGAACCAUGUGGUUGACUACUGCUUGGAGCUGUCGGAUAUGACGGUCAUGUCCCAAGACGCGAUGAUGAUUACUGACGAGGUCAAGAUGAACAUGAAGCAAGCGGAGGCGACUUUCAUCCAGGAGCGGCGGGCCCGGGAGAACCGGCUCAACCAGCAGAAGAAGCUCAUCGACAGGAUCCACACCAAGGAGACGAGCGAAAAGUACCGGCGAGGCCGGCGGGACUUGGAUUUCCCCUCCAACCUCAUGACCCAGGAGAGCAUGAAAGCGAGGAGGACGGAGGCCUCCAAGGCUGACAUCGAGUACCAGACGGCUGUGACGGCCCUGGUGGAGCGAGUCAAGACCGCCGUGCGGUGCUCCCACCUCUGGGACAUCGCUGGCCACUUCCUGGCUCAGAGGAACACAGAGGAGAACCUGGAGCUGCAGAUGGAGGACUGCGAGGAGCGGCGGAAGCAGCUGGAGAGCCUGAUGAAGAAGCUGGAGCUGGAGGAGGCAGUGCUCAAGUUCCACCAGACGCCUGGCUCUGUCAGCUUCAAAUCCAUCGAGAAAAAAAUGAAGGACACGCUGAAAGAGGAGGAAGAAAGGCUCCAGCUGGCGCACAGCAACAUGGCCAAGAGCCAGAAGCUGCUGCUGAGCAUCCAGACGGGCAUCGACAACCUCUACAUCCGCCUGGUGGGCAUCCCGGGGCCCACGGCCCAGAAGGAAGCGGCGCCCACCAGCACCCUCGACGUGAACAGCAAGCUGGCCUACUGUGAGGGGAAGCUCAUGCACCUGAUCGGCAGGGUGCAGACACUGUCCCGGACGGAGGAGGUCAGCACGAAGGUGAGGGACAUCCUGGAGUCCUCGACUCUGAAGGAGAAGCACAACACCAGGAUCAGCUUUGAGGACCUGGAGGAGGAUAUGAUAGAAACCUUCCAGUUCGCCGACGUGGACCACAGCUACGUCCCUUCGCGGGCAGAGAUCAAGAGGCAGGGCCAGCGGCUGAUAGAAGGCAAGCUCAAGGGCGCCAAGAAGAAGAAGUAGCCCGUCCUCCCCUGCCCACCUCACCCCC
Molecule: messenger RNA, 1630 nt
Organism: Choloepus didactylus (southern two-toed sloth)
Lineage: Eukaryota; Metazoa; Chordata; Mammalia; Pilosa; Megalonychidae
Gene: CCDC183
Product: coiled-coil domain containing 183
Exons: 14
Coding region: 1-1602 (533 amino acids)
Source: RefSeq, a predicted model, not a curated record